Molecule: messenger RNA, 1993 nt
Organism: Drosophila obscura
Lineage: Eukaryota; Metazoa; Arthropoda; Insecta; Diptera; Drosophilidae
Gene: bip1
Exons: 4
Coding region: 306-1598 (430 amino acids)
Source: RefSeq, a predicted model, not a curated record
GAGUAGAAUGCAGAACGUAAUCAAAGAACAGAGCGCGAGUCUGAGACACUUUAAUCAAGAUAAGCCAUGCCAUUCGAAACCAAAAACAUCAAAGGAAUUAAUCGCCAGAAAUUGAAUUUUAACGUGUAAAAAAGCCCUUCGUGGAUAAUCGUCAUAGAGAAGAUAACUAAAGGAAACUGCUGCUGAUAACAACAACAUUGUGCAGCGGCAAGGCAAGGUUAUUCAACUUAAGAGUGCAGCUUCGGUGCAACCGACUGAGAGAGGGGGAGUGAGGGAGACGGAGAGAGGAGGAGGAGUGCAACAGAAUGAGCGAUCUGCAGAUAAGUCAGGCAAGGUCCCUGCAUCCCAGUGUCCAGCCUUGGCUGGUGGCACCUUCAAGGAUUUGUCUGAUGGGCUGCCAGGAUGUGAAACAAUCCGAACUGCGUCGCUUUCCAGUCCACGAUGCCAAACGCUGCAACCAUUGGCUUCGACAUUUCGGUGUGAGCGAUCAGCGUGUGGAGCAGCUUGGCGGUCUGCAAAAACUUCGCAUCUGCUUCAGGCAUUUCCAGAAUAUGGCCAAGACGCGCAUCAAAAUGACGCCGCUGCGCAAAUCCAAGGCCAUGCCACCAACAACAACAGCAGCAGCAGCAGCAGCCGAUACAAAUACUAAGGGAGGAGGAGGUGGAGCAGAAGCAGCUGCCAAGCCCAUUGUGGAUAACAACACCAUCAUACAACUGGUUAAGAUCCCCAUCAGAGAUCCACAGAAAGUACAACAGGCCAAAAAAUCGGUGACCACCAUUACACCCGUGCCACAGCGGUCUCACUCCAUCUGCUCCUCGGCCUCCAGCGACGUGCAGUCCAUCAGCUCCGACUACGAGGCGGCACUGCCACUGGCCGCUCUUGUGGAGUCAUCACAGAAUGGAAAUGGUUACCCGGAUAAUGGAAAUACUGGCCCGAAGAAUGGAAUCAUUCGCCAGGAGAAUGGCCAGCCGAAGAAGAGGAAGCUCUACUUGAUCACUGAGAAGUCGGAUGAGAAGAACGGCCAUGGUACGGAGAUCAAUGGCCAGCCCAAGAAGCGAAAGAUGUUUGUCGUCGUGGAGCAGGAGAAGGAGUCGGUGGCUAAGAAGCUGAUGAUUGUCAGCGACAAGCCACAGGACAAUCUCACCCAGCACUUGGAGAAGCUGCUGCCCCAGAUACUCAACCGCAUACAGGACAAGGAGCAGAAGCAGGUGAAGCCGCCUCCUCUGGCAGUGAAGGAGAAGCCUGUGGUACACAGGCCCCACAUUACCUUGCCGCCCAAGAAGAAUCCCACAAACUUUGUCAAAGUGUCAACGGAUUCGGCUCUAGCUGCAGUUCCAGUUGCCAUUCCACUGUCGCCACCCACUCCAUGUGUCAAGAUCGUGAAAUUAGAGAAGGAGGAAACAGGAGAAAAGGAAGAGCCGGCAACUAAAAUGAUAUCCGAGACCAACAUCAAUCUCUCGCCCGACUUUCGCUUUCUCAUGAAGAUCUUGCCGAAGCUGGAGCAGCUGCCUGAGCCGCACAAGCAGGACGUGAAGCGGUCCAUUCAGAUCUUCGUGGAGAAGAGCUACAGUAUCUAUGGCAAGAAGAAUCAGAUAUAGGUAUACAUAGGUAUACGUAUACACACAUGGAGUAUACUCGUCCAUAUUUUAUUUUAAUAUUCGUUCGGUCAAGUUCCCCCAUUUAUUUGAGAAAAGGCAUUUUUAAUUACGUUGUCUAAGACUGAAGCAGAACCAAUUUAAUUUUAUAAGCAAAAUCAAAGAAGAGCUGGAACAGCCAGUCCAUCCCAUCCUCCCCCCAUUAGGAUGUUAAGCAAACCAAAAUUUGAUAUUACCCAAUCAAAGACAAAAAUGGGUAUUUUAUGAGAGAACUAAGCCAUACACAACAAGCAUCUAAGCAUCUAAGUAUACAAGCCAGAAAUGUUGGAUUAUAUUAUUCAAAAGAAAUACUUUCUAUAUUGAAUAUAGAAACGCUGAUUUUUGAGCACAAUUAUAAA